Messenger RNA from Lytechinus pictus (painted urchin), 6989 nucleotides. RefSeq names its product activating molecule in BECN1-regulated autophagy protein 1-like. The transcript is spliced from 13 exons. Gene Ontology annotation, cellular component: intracellular membrane-bounded organelle. Gene Ontology annotation, biological process: autophagy. The coding region runs from base 75 to 4127 and encodes 1350 amino acids. Gene Ontology annotation, molecular function: protein binding. NCBI's taxonomy places the organism in Eukaryota, Metazoa, Echinodermata, Echinoidea, Temnopleuroida, Toxopneustidae. The record is from RefSeq and is a predicted model, not a curated record.
CGUUUGCGUGUGACUGUUUUGCCACGGUUGAAGCUGCUGCUUGCGUCUCCACCUAAUCAAAAAAGAGGGACAAAAUGAAACGCCCGAAAUAUUUAUUGCGAGGCGUAAGAGAUCGGGAAAUUGGGAUUAAAAGGAAGCCUGGAAGUAAUGAUAUCCUUAGAAAUUAUGCAGAUUUUAUUAGUGCCAAGUAUUCUUCUAAAAUUGUGCCUUUGAUGCUUCAAAGCAAUGUCCGCUCCACCUUCUUGGUCAGCUUCAGCCAUGAUAGCGCCCUCAUGGCUUCGACCCAUGGCAACCAUCAUAUCUAUAUCUGGACGGUCAAGACUCAGGCGUGUAUACAAACCCUAGUGGGUCACCCUCGGACCCCAUGGACCAUCAUGUUUCAUCCUUCUUCGAAGGAGAUCUUGGCAUCCGGGUGCCUGGGUGGCGAGGUCCGCGUCUGGGAUCUUCAGGGUAGCAGUGAGAAGUGGUGCUCGCCGAACCGAACCACCAUCACGUCCCUCUCGUUUCACCCUCGGGAUAGACUCCUCGCGAUCGCCACGGGCAACCAGAUCUUUCUCUGGGACUGGAACGAGCCAUCCCCGUUCACCAGCGUGCAGACCAACAGUACCUUUGAAACUGUCAGAUUGGUGAAGUUUGACUCACUCGGCCACUUCCUGUUGACUGGCAUUGCCAAUUUGCUACCUGAACAAGAUGCGAGCAAUAGUGAUGAGAAUGCUCAAGACUCCAACCAAGGGUCGGAGGAGAGUGACCCAGAGCCUCUGGAACCUGAUACAUACCCCGCCCCCUCAAUACCAGAACCAGCUAUACCCCCUGAUAUAUUACAGGGACAGCAAGGAGAGUCGUCUAUGAAUCGUCCAAUGUCUCCAGAGUCCAUGGACACAUUAGAACAAGCGAGGGAGUAUGCAGCUUCUGUGACAUUGAACGCAUUACGAAGCCGCCACCAGAGGGGGUUCGUUCCAGGCGAUCCCCCAAACUACCCCAGUAGCUUUGCGCAACCUCUAGGGUAUUUAACCCGUACCAGCCUCCCGGCGCACGAGGCUUCUACCUCAAGAGAGAGGAGACUCACAAGCUUGAUGCAGGAGCAAAGGACAAGGCAUUCUGUGGAGUCGCUGUCAAACCUUGCCAACUUUGCUUCUAAUCCUCCGACCAAUAGCCUCUCUCAGUUGUCUCAGAAUCUCACUAACGAGUUUGCGCUGCCACGCCCAGCACCUGUUGAAGCGGAUAGCACCAGCCCUGUCAACGAACAGCCUCAGGAGAUUGUCAUCCCCUCCGAUGAUUCAGACACCCCUCCCGUGUCGAUGGAAGAGUCCAGGGAGGCGGAACCGGUCAUGGUGGAGGUGGAAGGGGAGAAUGUUCAGGUUGCGGUGGUGACGGACACGAGAGCUGGUCCGUCGUCGAUCCAGCCGAGGGCAGAGACCGCCUACGUUGCAAGGAUUCCUUCCCGAAGACCACGCACACAGCCGAAUGCAGAAUCCAGUGGGUCACACUUUCCCACUGCCCUUAGUCAUGCCAUGUCUGUUAGAGGAAGAAGUGUAGCAAGAUAUCAAGCUCAACUGUCUCGGCGCUCCCUCCCAGGUAAUUUGAGCGCUGCAGGUCGCAGAUUCGGGCAGGGCUUAUCCGGGGAGCUGCAAUCGUCAUCGAGGGAGGAGGGGGAAGGGUCAUCGUUGCCGGAAGGAUCAUCGAGACGACGGAGGGCCAUGCCGCAGCUGAGCCGACGUUCCCUCCAGGGGCAGAUGAACAUCGCAGGCCGGCGGUAUAACCCCAGUGUUGUUGGGGAGCAGACGUUGGGUAGACAGGGGGAUGAUGAAGGCCAGUCGGGUGAGGGAAUGAGAAGAAGAAGACCGUCUAGGUUUGGAUUCCAUCGCACGGCUCUCAGGAGACGGGUCCUACACAGUCAUUAUAGUACAAGUUUGUUUGAUAACACACAACCUCCAUCACCAUCAGUACAUUAUGCAAUCAAUAGAGCUAUUGCAAAUGCACUGGCAGGCCGAGGCCAAAUGGCUGUUGCAAAUAACAUCAGUAACCGCACCCAUAGGCUUCAAUGGUGGGAUAUGUCAGAUUAUUACCUGCCUGAUAUCACAGAUGCACAGAGCAACGUGAUUGUCGCAGAGUGUAAGAUCCAUAACGACGCCAGCGUUGAUAUCUCAAGCGAUCGCCGUCUGGCUGCGUUUAUCCCGAGCCACAUGGGGUUUCCGGAUCAUGGUGUCCUGGCGGUUUGUUCACUCGAAAGACACAAUCUUGGAGAAGUGCUCUUUACUAAGAGUUUUGGACCCAAUGCUAUUACUGUAAGUCUAUCUCCCUCUGGAAACUACAUUCUUGUCGGUCUGGCUGCGAGAAGGCUACAGUGGCAGAUGUUUCAUGGGUUAAUGGCCGAUGUCUACCAGCUUCAGAAGCCAGAGGCGGGUGAGGACUCAAUGACCUUCGUCAAUCGCAUCAUUCACCCGUUGGACCCCCAGCAGAGGUUGGUGGUUAGCGUGAACAUCGCGCGAUGGAUCCCAAGACCUGGAGCUGGUCUGGUCUACGGGACGAACAGAGGGGACCUAUGCUUCUGCACUCCAAAGCUGGACAAUGAAGAUGAACCUGUGGUUAGUCAAGGCACAUCAACAUCAGAACUUUGUGAUACCACAGCUAAUCAGUUGGACAUGGUGGAACGUCGACGAAGCUACAGAGAACUUGGCAUGAUGGCCGUCCGACUAUCCAACUCCCAGACAGGCAGUCCAUCAAGCGAAGCGUCCCGCCAGGCAUCUGUGUCUCAGUCGACCCAGACAGGAAACAGCAUGGUCCAGAACAUGUCCACCCAGACUGAUUUUGGGAACGAGGGCCACGUAGCGGGUAGGGAGAGGAUAGCUGAACGGAGGAGCGAUGUCUACGAGGCUCUUCGCAGCGGCACCUUUGUGGAGGAGAGGGCAGCAGGGAGCAGCGAAGGAAGUGGCCAAGACGCAGUGGAGGAGAUGCAGGGGCCAUCAGGAUCGCAUCAACGGCGGGAGUUACAGGAUGACGCGACAGGAGAGAGCGAUGAUAGUGGCGAGAGUUCAUCAGGUGUCGGUGGAAGUGAACGUCGCGAAAGCUGUGAUGCAAGCACAGAGGUUGGUAAUCAUGGCGACCAAUAUAUGAGAGGACAGGACGGUGGCACUGAGAAUUCAAGGAGAACAGUAUCGGAAGAGUGCCAAGCAGAAAGGCACAGUGCAUCAGUUAGCCAUCAAGGUUCUGAUACCAUAAGCAGACUUGCAUCAACAAAUGCUAUUUGCCGUCAACCGUCCGAGACAAACUCUACCCAACUCCCUAGCUCGAUUAAUCCAGAAGCAAGGAUUGUCUCCCCACUUGUGGUGCCCACUCGGCGUGCGUCUACUGAGAGGGAUAUCCCAGCGUCAAGUCAAUCUUGCCGGAUGCUUCGGCUGGACUCGCCAGAGAGCUUUGAGCAACCUGACAGUACUUCUUCAGGAAACGGAAUCCGUUCCUCAUCGAUGGGAAGGGAACGUUCAGCAUUUCACGUUGUUGGACCGGGCGGAGAUGUGAGCAGCUCCGGCCUGUCAUCGUCAUCUCGAUCAUCUACCAUCUCGUACGGACAUCGCAGCCUGAGCAGGCCUCCAAUCAGAUUCAUUGAAUCCAUGAGCCAGGAAUGGGAUGGCAGCGAUCCUGAGGAACAGAGGAACAUGACAGGUGUAAGUCAAAGUUUGAACUCCAGAGGGCGCCCUAUUCAGAGCAGAAGACAGCAUCUAAGUUUGGACUUACCUGCCACUCAUGUUGUAAAUUCAAGCACAAGUGACAGUCUUUCUCCAGGAGAACUUGAAGAAGGAAGUUCUACUUUAUCAGCAAGCCCAAGGUCAAGGUCUUCCCAUCUUUUAAUGGAAGACCAAAGGUCAGACGAUCAGGUCAGUUCAAGGUCAAGACCUCAGGCGAACUCAGAUAGCCCACAUGUAGUUAUGGACAGUCAUAUGACAGUACAAGCAUCAAACCUGAACACUGAACCCUUGAAUGAAUCCUUACAAGAGCAUGAACAGUACCAGGAACUAGAAUCAGAUCAAAACUCUUUUGCAGGAAGUGGUGCAUUUUCAGACACUGAAGGGCAAUCAAGGCUGGCCACAAUGGAAAUUGAUGAUGGUAGCAAUACAGCCCAAGAUUCUUAGAAUGUGUCUGUGUUCAUGAAUGUCAUAUUUUGUUGCUGAGGUAUUUCAGAGGUUAUAUCUCAAAUUGUGGAGUUGGUGUUGGGCUGCUUUUGACAUCUUCAUACCAUCAAAUUUGAAUUAGGUUGGUGGAUUUGGGACAGAUUCUCUGUUGAGCUAUCGAUAGUGUGAUUUGAAUAUUUGGUCUAAACUCACAUUAGGUGAGAGUCCCCAAUUUUCUGUGUUUUGGGAAAUGGAAAUAUUUCAAGGAAUUCAGGUAGAAUUUCACAGAAAAUGCAAAUUUUCAGGCCAAAAUACAUGCAUUUGAUUUACAAAAAAAGCCAUUGAAAAUCAAAGAAAACAGUAACCUAGGGGUGUUUUACAAAGAUUUAAGUUUGACUUACAUGUAGAGCCGCACUUAGAUGCCGACGCAUAUAUGAUAUGCAACACGCAAUCUUCCUGAUUAAUAUGCAGUAGUGCGUGUCCUCCUUGGCAUGAUCUGACCAAUGCGGUCAUGCCUUUCUAGUGAACACAACUAGGCAUUUAUGUGUGAAUCUAAGUCACACUUAAAUCUUUGUGAAACACCCCCCCCCCCAGGUUAUUCAAAUUUUUUUUUGUAGAAGGGGGAAUUGAUAAUUUAUUAAAAUUCUUACUUGUGUGUUAGUAGAAUAUGAUUAUGCCCAAAAUGAGCAUAUGAACGAAUAGUGGUGUGUGGUAUGGUCCAGUAGUAUCUUGUUAACAUGUCAGACUAUGUUUGAAUAUUGUCCAAUAGUUCAGGUGCCCAUUUCAUAAAACUUGUUAUAACAAAUUUACAAUAACAGUUAAAAGCUAAGUACUGUAAUCAUUCAAUCUGAUUGGCUGAUAGCAAAUUUGGUACAUUUUUAUCGUAGUCUCUUUAUCUUGGAUAUUGGGAAACCCAAGAGUGACUAGUUUUGCCUGUAUGCCUACAGAAUAUGUCAAACUUUAUGAAUUAUUUUCUGAGGUAAAAUUUAAAAUUCAAUUUCAAUUUAAAUUCUCAAAAUUUAUAAUGAAAUAUUAUAAUGUUUCUUUUGUUAUUUGUCUUGGUACGUGUAUUUUAUCUUGCCAUUUUAAUUUGUGAUUUUAAUCAAGUGCUUACCAUCUAAAUCUAAUGGUUUAUACGUACAAGUUUUUUGUUUGUUUUGUUCAUGCACAAGAAUACAAGGAAUGGUCAACAAUUUUUUUUAAUGAUUUCAAAUACAUACGAUUGUUUCAUAUUUAUGAUAAACUGCAUUUUUUGUUUCAUAUCUAUGAUAAACUGCAUUUUUUGUUUCAUAUCUAUGAUAAACUGCAUUUUUUUUUCAAUGAACCUAUGUGUAUGGCUAGUGCUAAACAUAUACAUGUAGCUUCUGUAAAAUUACAUUCAAUUUAUCAAUGCUUUUUUAAAUUAAAAUUUUUAGAUGAUAUUCAAUAAAUUCUUGGGCAUUUCUCUGAUGGGAUACUAGUAUAUAUAGGUCCUUUAUCAUCACGAUCAUAGGUUUUACAAAUUGUUUUGUGAUGAAAAUCUGCAUAUAAUACCCAUCACAAUUUACAAAACUGUUCUGCCCUACAUCAUUGAAUUAACAGCUUGGAGUUCCCUCAUGUACAAGGUUAUGAUAUAACAUCAUUGUCCUCAGUUAAACGUAUGUGGUGAAUAAGAAUGGAAAAGUCUAGAUAUUUGUUUAUGCUUAUUUUCUUAUGAUCUAGUGGAUAAAUACCUUCAGGCAGCCAGUGUCUACUGGACCUACAGACAAUUGUUUUUCAUACUAAAUUGAAUUUUUUAAUGAUUGUUUUUCUAAUAAAAAAGUAAUUAUGGACUAUAUGUUUUACUUUCCACCAAUAGAGGGCUUCACAAAAAUUAUGUUCAAAAUCACAGUUUUUGAGCAUGCUUGUGAAAAAAAAAAUAAUAUCUGAGAUUGUAAAUGAUUGGAAUUGAGUAAUUUUUGUUAUAAAGGUGAUAUUUAAAAGAUUGUUUUAGAGAGUGUGUUGUUGCAUCGAGACUCAAGACUGUCAAGACUUUGUUCAUGGGGGGGGGGGGGGGGGGCGGGCGCCUCUAUUGUUGUGUUCCCCCAAACACAAAAGAUAAUCCUUUGUGCAGACGCCCUUGGUUGUGCAGACUACCAGUGCUUAUAGGUGUGGAUGUCUGGAAAGAGAUUUGUUUGUAUUAUAUGUCUGUAAAGCUAUUUUGGAGAUAAAGGCCCAUAUUCUGAACUCGGGUUAAAAUUAAGACUACGGUCUAACUUGUGGUUAAACUAUGGAUAACCUAUUGUAAUAGGAAUCUAUAAUGGUACAAGUUUAAUUUGCCAGCUCAGGGCCCCGUCUUACAAAGAGUUAACUAUGGACUGCCAGCAAAUUCAACAUCUAUUAUGCAUGUUUGUUCAAAAUAUUUUUUAGCUAUGAUGUAUAUUCAUGCAUUCAUUGUUUUCUUGAAAAUUCACAGCACUUCUCUUUGUUUACAGAUGACAUUGUGCAAAUUUUUCGUAGGAAAAAGUAUGACACUGAUGGAUUUCCAUAGUUACAAUUGAUUGGAUCAAUCUUAACCCUUUGUGAGAGGGGGCCCUGAUCAUUCAUAGCUGACUGGGAAUAAUUACUGAAAUAGUUCUCUUCAUCAUUGAAAAUAAUGAGGAAAGAGCCAAGUCAAGACAAGAAACAUGUAAUCUAAAUGCAAUUUUAAUAUUUUUGGCUAUCCAUAAUUUUAACACAGAGUUAGACCAUGGGCUAAGUUAAAUCGGACUUUAGAAUAUGGGCCAAAUUGUUUAAUAUGAUAUGUUUAGUACUGUAUGAAUCCAUACUGAGUAUUGUCAUUCAUUUGAUUCUCUUUAAUGAGAGAGAAAAAAAUCAUGAUUGAGAUGAAAUUAAAGCUAAGCUAUUGCUGCUAUAUAACAUCUA